AGCUAUCGAAAUCGUACAUCUUUUGUUCAGUGCACGCGUUGUUGUUAUUUUUGUUGUUGAAAUUUAGUUGUUGUUGGUGUUGAGCGUUUGUGAGGUUGUUGAUCAUUGAAUCCUGAAUUUCUGCUUCUUUUGCCGGAUUCAGGUGCAAAGUGAAAGCGGGUUGCCGCGCGGGUUGUUUUGAUCCGAAGGGAUUUAGCAGGAAGAGCCCGGUCGGACUACUUAGCCUUUCAAAAUGCCCGGAAUCAAAGACGAAAGGGACGACAGCGAUGGAGAGGAGAUGGAGCAUGAAUCCGACCAGUCGGAUAAGUCAUCUUCCUCCUGCGAUUCCAGCGAUGCCUCCGACUCCGAUGACAGCUCGGCAGAAAUGGACGAGGAGGAAUGUGAGAGGAGGAGAGUAGAGUGCAUCGACAGCCUCUCAGACAUGGAAAGGCAAUUCAACAUUUUGCGAGAGCAGUUGUAUCAUGAACGGAUAACUCAAGUUGACUCGAAGCUUGGAGAAGUCAAACUUGGGAGAGCUCAUGAGUACCUUCAGCCAUUAGAACAGCUACAAGAAAACUUAAGAGUCCGGACGGAAGUUGCAGGAAUUCUUCGCAACUACCGCAUGACAAAUGUUAGGAAUAAAUUUCAAGCUGAAGAAACUGCUGCCUUGCAAAAUUAUCAAAGUGAGAAGGUUCUACUAUGGGACUCAAUAAAGGAUGACUUAGAAGAAAAAAUUCGCAUGUUAGAAGAAGAUAGAAACAACAUUGAUUUCUCCGCUGAAAUGUGGGUGAAUGAGCAACGGAAAACAGGAUGGCGAAAUGGCUACAAAUCUGGACGUGGCGGAAAUAACAAUGGACGAGGAGCUCUGGAUUUGCCUGGCCGGCGGAAACCUCUAACAGUUUCUGGCCCUUAUGUAGUUUACAUGCUUAGUGAUGAAGAUAUAUUGGAGGAUUGGACAGCAAUCAAGAAAGCUCUGUCAGUUUGCAAACGUAAAUCAGAAAUGAGCAUUUGAGAUUUGCCUUCCUCCAGUCACUCUCGCAGUGGCUGGACUGGGUAUGAUGAUACUCAACAAUCGCCGGCACCACAAGCCCGCGGAUCUCAAGGCGAAGUUUGCAAGUAUUCUUCCAAAUCUUCAUCAACCAACCCCCAGACUGCGGGCACAAGUAAUGUGCGUUGGCAACAGUCGAGCAAACAACCCUCUACUAGCGGAAGCCAGUCAGUACGCAGUCUUCCAAGUUCUUGUUAUGUUCCUGUACCUCGAAACACACCACCCAGCUUUGGGCCUAGUGCAUCGAUUUCUUCCGUGAGAAGUCCAAUGAGCAGUGGCUUGGCAAGUGCCACUCGUGUGCCACAUCAGUCAACAAGUUCCCUGUCCAGUACUUCUAGACCUUUCGUGCCAAAUGCACCAGUCUUAUCUCAGCCUUCAUCUUUGAUGGGCAGAGCUCAAUACCGGCAACCGAACUUCAGAAGAGGGUCUCCCUACUCCAGAAUAGGUUCAAGACUCCAAGGGCAUCGAAGGCCAACCUCAACUGCAAGAUUCAAACCUAAGAAAAACUAAUCUAUAUCUGACUUUUUUUCAUGUACUGUACUUG
Molecule: messenger RNA, 1571 nt
Organism: Thrips palmi
Lineage: Eukaryota; Metazoa; Arthropoda; Insecta; Thysanoptera; Thripidae
Gene: Brms1
Product: breast cancer metastasis-suppressor 1-like protein-A
Exons: 6
Coding region: 233-991 (252 amino acids)
Biological process (GO): negative regulation of transcription by RNA polymerase II
Cellular component (GO): Sin3-type complex
Molecular function (GO): histone deacetylase binding
Source: RefSeq, a predicted model, not a curated record